Pecten maximus is the source of this 1753-nucleotide messenger RNA. Its product is annotated as lachesin-like. Gene Ontology annotation, cellular component: neuron projection membrane. Gene Ontology annotation, biological process: synapse organization. The record is from RefSeq and is a predicted model, not a curated record. The coding region runs from base 660 to 1655 and encodes 331 amino acids. Lineage: Eukaryota; Metazoa; Mollusca; Bivalvia; Pectinida; Pectinidae. The transcript is spliced from 8 exons.
GCUCACAAGGCAACAGAUACGGAGUGAACAGCGCGUACACGUGGUAUGCGGCCAGUACACAGUGCACGACCUAGACAUAGUAUUGGUAUGGAAAUCACGUGAAUAUAAUCACUAAAACUCUAAUUACCGGAAAUUAACGGAUCUAGUGUUCUUUUCAUUCAUACACGUGUUCAAUUAAAACACAAGACGUCACAACAACUGUAAACUUAUUUACAAAGAUAGAAGAAAAAUCCAUUUCCAUUAUCAGGAGUCGAUCAUUUGGGAAUUUCCUGGAAAUUAUUAUAGUAUGUGUUAGACUACAUUCGAUACAAAACUGCUUCAAUUUGCCAAGAUUACUUGAUACGAUAUAUCUAAUGGUUUCACAUCGUCACAGGAUGUGAUCGUGUAUGCGGGCUGUCGGAUUAACUACCUACCUUGUUGUGAUGUACACAGUGUCAUAGAAAUCAUAGACAUUUUAAUACAUAGUACAGGACUUUAUCUAGUUCCUGUUAUUUUAAAUGUUUAAUUAAUAUGCCGUAAUAAUGUUUUACUAAUUCCUGUACAAGUACCGACAUCGAUACCAAGUUAUAUAUUGUUUCUUAUCUUGGAUGUAAGUUUUAAAUAAUUACUUCGUCUCUGAUGGAAGCAGGACGCUUAUAACUGAAGGCACUUUCAGAAACAUGGGAUAUACGGGAGUAUUUCGUGUGAUCAGAGCCAUAUUGGGUCGUAUAUAUUGCCUGAUGUCUCUGUGUUGGAUUUUACAUGUUGGAUCAUUCGUUCAUUUGUUUGCUGCAUUUUUAACAGGUAUACCAUUGAUGACGGCGAUUGAUUUCCAGUCAACUCUAGAUCCCAAAUUUAACCCAACGCCUACUAAUGUCACCUUCAUGAGGGGAGAUCUGGCCAUUCUGUCCUGUUCCGUUGAAAACCUGGGCACUAAAUUUGUGAUAUGGCGCAGGACAGCGGAUCCCAACCCUCUAUCCAUAGGAAAGACUGUAUUUGUUGCAGACGAUCGGUAUCACGUGAAUUAUAUAGACUACAGAGUACAGUGGGAUUUAUAUAUAAAAAACGUCAGUCGAAAAGACGCUGGUCUCUACGAAUGUCAAGUCAGCUCACGUGAACGUAAUAUACGAAGAGUGGUUUUCUUAACGGUGAUAGAGCCGCCAGCUACAAGUCCAAAGCCGACACCUAAACCAAAAAUUUUAAUCACCGGAUCCCAGUACGUAGAGAUAGGCAACAAAAUCUACCUCAUGUGUAAUGCUACAACAGACGAUUUCCCUAACGACGAUUUAGACUGGUUUAAAGAUGGACACGAAAUUUUACAAAAUGAUUAUGACCAACAUAUCAGUAUAACGAAAUUUGUGUCGUUAAUAGAUAAACUUAUAUAUAGUGUGUUAACUGUCAAUAAUGUGAAACUGGAGGAUGCCGGGAAAUACGUGUGUAGAACAUCCGACCUCCAUAUUACAAGUACACUUGUCAACGUCCUUAGUGAGCCCGACAAGCACGGGGAGCUGAUAGAUCCUACCCAACCACCCGGUGCUAAAUCAUCUAUAAUUAGAAGAAGCGAAACAGCAGAAACAGAGUCAACAAAUGGUUAUUCAUCGGCAGCAUCAUCUCUUUUCGUUUUAUUACCCAUAUGUACAAUCCCAUGGACGUUAUAUAUUCUUUUUUCAACGUGAUUCACAUCUUUAUUGUUGUUUAAAUAAAUCGUUAUUUUUCUCUCUUAUCAAUCAAUACUAUGCAGAUUGUGUGUAAUAAAUUUUAUAUUUUACUUAAA